UCUGUUAACAUUAUUCCUAAUGAUAUUUCAGUCUGGUUUCAAGAUCUGUUCCUGCUUAAAGAACAUCCCCAUCAGUUAUGGAAAGUAACCCUGAUGUUGAUCUGGAUCCUAAUAAAGAUGACCUUCCCCUGCGGGCUAACACCAACCAUAUGCUCGUCCGACACUAUGUGCUUGACCUCACUGUUCACUUUCAAAGGAAGGUCAUUGGUGGCAGCAUUGUUCUGUUUCUGGAGCCCGCUAUUGGUUCCUGCAAACAAGGUGAACCGGGAUCUGUAUCAAAGACAGAGGCGCAAAACAUAUCUCAGGUGUCAUCUAAACAUGACGUAAGUUCUCCCAUCACACCUGAGCCAAAUGAGUUGAUACCCCCUGAGGAACCAUCACGUUUAAGUGGAGGAAAUGAUGUCAGUGAUGUCUUUUGGGGUGAUGAGAGGGAAGAAUUCACCUUGGUGCUGGAUUGUUGUGACCUGAUGGUGUCAAAAGUGGAAGAGGUGGAUGUAACUACAGUGUCUAAUUUAAAGAAACUUGACGUAGACCAUCGGUAUGCAAAGGCGGAUCAUCCGUCAUCCAGUCUGGUACAGAGACUGGUCUCUAUGCCUUCAGUCUGCUGGAGAUCGCAGCAUGAGCUAUACCUUCAGUGCAGCCGUUCCCCUACCGUCCUAAAUGCACAACCUCUACGGUUCCACAUGGACCAGUGGAGUCUUCAGGUUAGGAAGGAAGGGGUUUGCUCCCCUCAUGACUUCCCGUCUGCUGUCAGAAUCUGGUAUGAAACAAAGCCCACAGGUGGUUCUGUGAGGUGGACAAAAGACCAGGAUAGCAGAUGCUGUGUAUAUAACAUGGGCUCGCCCAUCAACAACAGAGCCCUCUUCCCGUGCCAGGAGCCACCUGUUGCCAUGUCAACGUGGCAAGCAUGUGUGAGAGCUCCGUGCGAUUACAAUGUUCUUAUGAGUGGGGAAAAUCAAGCCUUUCCUAAGCCUGCGGAGACAGGUUUUCUGCAGUGGGAUUAUUAUGUUACGAUGCCAAUGCCAGCCUCUACCUUUACCAUAGCAGUAGGGAAGUGGCUAGAGGCUGGAGUAAACAUUCCCAACUUUGAGGUGGAAAAGACAGACGAAACUUGUGUCAAAGUACCCAGCGCUGAUCAGCAAUAUGUUUGCUCCCACAUGGAUUAUCCCUGUCGCUUCAUGCUUAGCGCUGCUAGGACACAGACUGUUAUUCCUCACCGGGUAUUUGCCCCACCCUGCCACCUGCAAAAGGCAAAGGACAUGAUUCUACCCCUACUGCCUCUCUGUAUGACCGCAGCUCACUCUCUUCUUGGUGUCCAUCCAUUCUCACGUCUAGAUGUGCUCAUUGUUCCCUCAGGGUUCUCCAGUCUGGGCAUGGCCAGUCCACACAUCAUGUUCCUGUCUCAAAGCGUGCUAACGGGUGAGAGGAACCUCUGUGGGGCAAGAUUGUGCCAUGAAAUCGCCCAUUCCUGGUUCGGGCUGGCCAUUGGAGCACGGGAUUGGACGGAAGAAUGGAUCAGCGAGGGUUUUGCCACUUAUUUAGAGGAUGCGCUCUGGAACCAUGUUCAGAAGUUGGGUUAUAGAGAGGCUGAGGAGCAGAGCCAGUUAAAAGCUCUGCUACGCUGGAGGAGACUGAGCGAUGAGUUACAGAACUCUGAAGUAGAGCUGCAGGUCCUCAGGCCCAAUAAAGAGAACACAGGGGAAGUGAGCGAGUCUGGUGCGUCACUAGUGAAACAUGCCCUCAACCCAGAAAAACCCUUCAUGCAGGUGCACUAUCUGAAGGGAUACUUCCUCUUGAAGUUUCUGGCUGAUCAGAUUGGCGAAGAGAAGUUCCUGCACUUCUUCAAAGUGUUUGUGGGAAAAUUUCACGGGCAGCUCAUUCUGUCUCAGGAUUUCCUGCAGAUGCUCCUGGACACAUUUCCAGCAAUGAGCAGUCGGGGCAUCAGACUUGAAACCAUCUUUUCAGACUGGUUAGAUACACCUGAAAUGCCAGAGUGGCUGAGGGACUCCUGCUCAGAAUGGUCGCGGACUCCAGUGGUGCAAGAAGUCAAAGAAGAGGUUGCAAAAUGGAUUCACUUCAGUGGCUCUGGUGGAAAGGGCAGCAAGCGGAAAAGAUCAGGGCCCAAGGUUAACUUCAAAGAGUUGAGUCCAGAGCAGCUUGUGCUUCUUUUGGAGUUUCUUCUAGAGGAACCAAAGCUGAGUCUGUCUACGCUAAGACUCCUUCAGACUACUUAUAACCUACAGGCCCAGGAUGCUGAGGUGAAACAUCGCUGGUGUGAACUUGCGGUCAAGCAUAAACACACAGCGGCAUACCGAGACGUUGAGCUCUUUCUGAUCCAUGACCAGGCCAUGGGUGUGUAUUUGUACGGCGAGUUGAUGGUCCAGGAAGAUGCCCGGCAGCAAGCAUUAGCACGCCGUUGUCUAUCCUUCAUUAAAGAUGACAUGGACCAAUCAGCACGCAGCGUUGUGGAGGAAAUGAUCCUCUGAAUUCAGACAGAUCAGGUUUCAGAUUUGUUUGGUCUGCAGUCACAUGUUCAACUCAGGGAAAUCAAGCAGGAUCCACUGUCGCAACAAAUGACAAAUGGAAUAUGCACAAAAAAACAGUCACUGUCAUUAUUAGGGCGAUUGUUUUCCAUCAUUGCAACAAUUCAAUGUUCAAGCUAGAAGAUAUGAAAUAAAGCCAAAAUGUCAUACUUUUGUAUUGUCAGAAAGAAUUAAAAACAAAUACUGUA
This is a messenger RNA of Rhinichthys klamathensis goyatoka, 2731 nucleotides long. RefSeq names its product aminopeptidase O (putative) (gene aopep). Gene Ontology annotation, biological process: proteolysis. Gene Ontology annotation, cellular component: nucleolus. The record is from RefSeq and is a predicted model, not a curated record. Gene Ontology annotation, molecular function: metalloaminopeptidase activity; zinc ion binding. NCBI's taxonomy places the organism in Eukaryota, Metazoa, Chordata, Actinopteri, Cypriniformes, Leuciscidae. The transcript is spliced from 16 exons. The coding region runs from base 78 to 2486 and encodes 802 amino acids.